CGCAAAUUAAUUUGCCAUCCAAGAAGUAUUUUUACGAGUUAAUUGUUAGGGAGACAACUCGAAAAAGGUAAGUGUAACGAAACAUUUUUAUUUACUGGCUGAGUUUCGGGGUGGGCCUAAAACCCUUGAGUUUAAAGCGAUGAGUAAACAACUCAUUACUGUUUUGUUCGCGAAAGGCUUUCUUUGUUACAGUCGAAGUGGUUUUGCUUAAAUAGACCUUUGUCUUUCUUUUAACAAGAUACCUUUCAUUUUAUCUUCCUAUCAAUGGGAAGACAAAAAGGAUAAACAUCUUAAAGUCAUUCGAUUUAUAUUAAGUUGCAAUCGUUGGUGUAAUGUUAAUAUUUUUCGUGGUAUCGCUUUGUGCUCCUGAUUGUUUAACUAAAGCUAGGAGACCUUUCCAUGAAUCGCUUACAUUUAGAUACAAUUGUGAAACACUUGAUGGAGCUCAAGAUUAAGAUGGAAUCAUGAAGAUAGGUCCACCAACACGGCGAACUCAAGAAAUAUUGCGACGCCUUACAAAAGGCAAAGGGCUAACGUUCGAAACAUCACAGUAACUUAAUUUGUUAUAUUCGCUCAUUUCUCUUUAUUAAACCCACGUGUAUAUCCAGCUUAGCGUUUUACUUGUCCGCCUGUCUGCCUGUCCGCUUAGUCAGAAUUGACAAAAAGUUAAGGGGUUAAGUUUCGUCAGUGGGAGAGUAUAACAGGUAAUUUGGUGUUAACAACUGACUUGAAAACGUAAAUUAGCUACCGUAAAGAGUUGAAAGGCUGACGUUUUGAGCGUUAUCCCUUCGUCAGGGGGGGACUAGGGGCUAACGCUCAAAACGUUAGCCUUUUAACUCUUUCCGGUGGGUAAUUUAUUUUUUCAACUCAGUUGUUAACACUAAAUUGACUAGGGGUUAGUUUUUUCAUUAAUUCUUGAGCAACCUUUGUAUAGACGAAAGACAACCAUGAAUAGAAGAGGGUAGUCAAACUUACUCGAUUCUAUUCCCCUUCCACCGGCAGAUUUUUUGCCUCGAUUUCUUUGGUUGGCAGUGUUUUGGUAAAAUCACCCCCAAAACAAGCAUUUCCGAGCAUCCAUGAUAGAACAAACAAGACAAAUGAUUGAAUUUGGAUGGCAAGAACUAAUAAGGCCUUGGUUUAUGUUACACGCCUAACCCCAUGGCUCAGUUCGAAAGAUAACACGAGCCUCGACCUUGACAAUCAAUCGUUAUCAUGCUAAACCCAUUCUAACCGUUGUUUGAUAACAUUUGUAAACGAAAGGAACAAUCUGUCGAGGUAACAACUUACAACCCGAAGUUGUAAUCUUGUCUGACAGUGACGGAUUAUUUUUUCAGGAUUUUUGUCACAUAAACUAUACUUUGUUUUCAGAUAGUGAGCCGAAAUAGAAGAUGAAGUUCGGUCUUGGUUGGUGCGCAUUAUUUAUAAUAGGCUUUACAGUCGCCUCCUCUGUCCUUGGUAGGUAUCAAUUUUUUAUCCAGCGGCAGUAAUAAACUGUCGAAGGAAUCGAUUCUACCGUCAAAAUUUAAAGAGAUCUUUAAACGUCGAAAUUUCUUGGAGCAAAACCAAAUGGAUUGCUUUUUUGAUUUCUUUUCAAUUUUUUUUUUUAUCAAAGUUGCUAAUUUGGGUCAGGGAAGUUUGGCGACUGUUUAAAAAGGAAAAGUUUUCCUGAAGUGGGUCAAACUAACUCUUCCGCUGAAGGAAAAGGCUAUGAUAACACAUUGGACUUUGCUGCAAGUUUCGAGAAUGCCCUUCACCGUUUCAGAUUGUACAGUAAUGGUACAAAUUUGGGAAGAGAUGCCGAAAAACUUUUUCAUGAGGUAAUGGCAUGAUUGAAAAAUGACUUAACUAACUGUGAUGACAAAGAUUUCCCUGUGACACUCAAAAGUCUCUAGAAACCUUUGUUUUGGUCAUGCAAUCAAAGAUCUUCCUUACAAUAAUUUUCUAGCUAACGAGAAUUACAACAUGUAGAAUUCAUCCCGAAGUGAAAAAAAGCGGAAACUAUGUCAAUUUGUAAAUAUUUGUAAAUAAAUAUCACGCACUCUUCUAGGAACCAAGGAACAAAAGGGUGCAUUUACUUCCGCUGAUGAGCCAGGUUCUGGAUCUGGAAGUGAUUCCGGAAGCGGAGAUGCACUUAAUGAGAGAGAUGAGGAGGGGCAGAAAAUUCUUGACUUGAUGUCUACGAUUCCUUACAAAGAAGGUAAAUGAAAUACAAUUAGCUCAAUUUUACCUUGAAAAAUAGGGGCUAGGUCUUACUCCACUCUUACUUUGCCUGUAGGAAACUAUAAGGCUAAUCUUCAAAACAGAAAUUUCCGCGAACGUCACGUCUAUUUUGGAAAAAAAAUAAACAGGGAAAGAAAUCAAUUGCUUAUACCACGGAAAAAGUAAAACUUAAAAGCCUAGUAUCUUGAUUGUGCCAUAAUAAACAAUCAUCCACCGAAGUGGAGGCAAAUAUCCAUCAAUUUUACCGACCCUGAGGUGAAUAAUUUAUGCAGUAUAUACCACAUAGAAACCCCCAAAAUACUUAUUUAAUUAGCGUCAAUAUACCGAAAAGUUGUCGGAAAGUGAACUCUUGACGCUCGAUUUCGUCUUCGACUGCUCGGAGAUGAAAAGUACUUGCUGAUCGAGUCAUAACUAGCCAAUCAACACGAGGUAAAAGCAUUAUUUACCUGUGUGGCGUAUAUACUAUUGAAGGAUGCACUGCUCUUAGAAUAAAACGUAAACAUUGAUAAUCACUGACUAAGUUAACUAGUAUACGUGUCAGAAACCCCGAUUGCAACAUAAAAAUAACUGGAUAGAAAUAAAGGAAUAUGCAAAUAGCUGAUAGAAAUAACAAUAGAAAAAAUAAUAAAAAUCUCUAAAUAAACAAAGCCAUAACUUCAGCCAGAUAUCCGCUAUAGAUGGAUUGAAUCAAAAAAAAAAAAAAAGAAUCUUUAAAACAGAUAUGAAACAGAUUAGUUAAAAGAAUAAUGGCUUGAAUUUCUAAAGUUGUCUCAAGUAAUGUUCGUGAAUCCUUACCUAUUCUGAUGAUUUUUAGGUCAGAUAACUAUCGGAAUAUAGUACUGAUAAUAAAUGAUCACAACUACCGUAACAUGAAACUAAGCCUUUAAAGAUUACCAGUGAUAUCUGGGUUAUACAACCGUACUAACAGCUUGGGUUUUUUUGUUGUUGUCGUUGUUCGUAGCUUAUAAGAUAAAAAUUUGUGAAGAUAACCCAGAAGUUGACUGUAAAGGCAAGACUUCAACGGAAUGUCUAAAAGAUUUUCAUGACAUGGUGCGAGAUUGCCCAUUAUCUUGUCACCUGUGCGCAAAAAGAGGAGGUACGUGAUUUGAAUUGCAUUUCUGUGCCAUUACUCGCGGUUGAUCAUUCCAAACCAUUUUAACCAUGGGGGUAGAAGAGAAGUAAUCGAAGUCUGAGUAAGGAACUGUCGUCGAGUUAUUCAAGGGCCGACCUUUGUUUCUGACAUGAUUAGUAUAUUUUGCCACUCUGUGAGAAGCAGUGUUGGUAAAAUUGAAUGAGCAGAUGAAUUUCGCAAUGAAUCAGUAAAACAGGGCUGUGGACAAAGCCAUGAAUAGACGAGUGGUUGAAAAAAGAACUUCACUUACUAUCUCUGUUGUUUUUUGCCUGGUAUAUUUUAAUCAAUCAAGAAAAACAAUAACUUCUUCAUUUUUUGUUAGGAGCCACUGAGAAAUGCGAGGAUCUUGAUGAAAAUUGUGACGUAGGGGUCCGCAGACGCGAAUGUCAGCUACUUCCUGAUUACAUGAUGCAAAGAUGUAAACUUUCCUGCCAAUUCUGCGGCCCAGGUAGGAAAAUCUGGCACCCAUGAUAAAAAAAAACUAAGGAAGUGAUAAAGUAUGGUAAAUCACUCUUCGACUCCAUUUUCGUGAGGCUGAAUUUCAAAUACUACAGGCAAUAUUCUAUUCCACAGCGCAGGGAGUAGUUUUUUCGGGUAGCGAUUUGUUAUCUAUCUCAUACGUUUGACAUUGCCUUUGUAAUGCGACUAUACUUCUACUCUUAAGGUGGGAGUUCAAUUAAGCUUUUGUAUAUUGAUUGGGAUUAUUAGCUCAAAUGAAAAGUCACAGGCUUGUAUUAUUCCAUGUUUGAUUUAAAGUUGUAAUGAGCUUUUUUUAGAGCCUCGAAGGAGAGAAACUGAAGAAAGAUAUACGUCAAAUACCUUUUAAAAACCAGGAAAUAAGAAGCUUAAAACCUGUUAAACCUUCUUUCUUUCAGAGUCUGGGUUUGGAAAAAUGGACAAACAUCCCGUUUGCCCAAUAUGGGGAGAAUAUGGCUACUGUAAAACUGACUCUGACAUAAGGAGAGAAUGUCCUCAUAGUUGCGAGAAGUACCAUGGAGUCAGGCCAGCCCCCGAACCAUAUCCCUACCCCGUAAAGGCUCUGCAUCCCUAUCAAUUCCAGCCUGGACAAUAUCCGAUUCCUACUGGGUACCCAUAUCCCGCGCGAUACCCGAGCCCAUAUCCUUCUCCUUACCCGUACCCGUAUCCCUAUCCAUCUCCGUACCCCUCUCCCUAUCCCUAUCCAUCUCCGUACCCCUCUCCUUACCCCCACCCUAACCCAUAUCCAACUCCUCAUCCGACACCAGCACCACAGGUAGGGUAUUUUUCUUCGAUGUGCUUAGCUCAUCUAGUUUAAGUUAAUUUGUUUUUUCAGAAUUUUGAACUUUAAACCUGUUGUAAUAGGAGAAUUUUGUAGUAAAUUUUGUAGUGUAGCGGAGGGACAUGGCACGCAAACGAUAAACGCCAAUAGGAGAGCAGAACUAAAACAAUAAAUUCCGACAACAUAUUAAAAACCAGCCAAUAAACUAGAGUACGAAAUAAUGAAAUCUCAGCUGGUUGACUGGUUGACUGGUUGACUGCAAGUUGUUGGCUAAGUUACAAAAGAAGUAAAGACCGCAGCACUCUUAGGGCAUUACUUGUAAAUUUAUAUAGGCAAACUGCAACAGAUUUUCAAAGAAGCCCCUUGAGUGAUCUAUUUCUGGGUUGCCUCGUUUCCAGUUUAAGGCAUUCUAAUGGCUAAAUCGUGUCAGAUGAACUUUAAAAAUCUCAGGCCGACAUUUGAAUCCAAUCCUUUUUCUUUUUCCUCUGUUUAUUCAAAUUCCUCGCCUGCCCAUGGUGGCAUUUAUCAUCUGCAUUUGAAAAUGACAAUUGUUAAUUAAACGAGCCAGCAACAUGAUUGAAUCCUAUAAGGACAGUUCAGUUUGAAUGUGUUUGAACGUAUCUAAACGUAUGCAAUGUUCAGUUCAGUGAAAUCAGCCUUGAAGUCGAUAGCCACCUUAACUUUGAGGAACUCUUUCCUCCAUCGUGCAGUAAGGAUAGUUAAUCUGGAUUUUUGUUGCAGCCGAGUCCAGUACCCACACCAGUGCCCUCCCCAGAACCUUCUCCAGUGCCCUCCCCAGAACCUUCUCCAGUGCCCUCCCCAGAACCUUCUCCAGUGCCCGCUCCAUCUCCUUCUCCAGAGCCCUCUCCAUCACCAGCUUCGGCCCCUUAUCCAGCACCAGCACCGGUUCCGGCCCCUUAUCCAGCACCAGCACCGGUUCCGGCCCCUUAUCCAGCACCAGCACCGGCCCCUUAUCCAGCACCAGCACCGGUUCCGGCCCCUUAUCCAGCACCAGCACCGGCCCCUUAUCCAGCACCAGCACCGGCCCCGUAUCCAGCUCCAGCACCGGCCCCUUAUCCAGCACCAGCUCCUGCACCGUAUCCAGCGGCGGUUCCCCCUGCAGCACCUGCAACUUACGACAAAGGUCACAAGUCAGAGAAAAGCGAGCAAAAGAAGCACAAGGACCAUAAGAGGAAAAAUCAUGCCUCGAAGAAACGCAAAGGAAGAAGAAAUUGA
This is a messenger RNA of Pocillopora meandrina, 5846 nucleotides long. The record is from the annotation of a GenBank genome assembly. Lineage: Eukaryota; Metazoa; Cnidaria; Anthozoa; Scleractinia; Pocilloporidae.